AUGAGCGCGCACAGUGGCUCUCGUGGCGGACAGAACCAGAAUUCCUGGGGAGAGUCGCGUGAUCAACUUUCCACUGGACCAGCCCAGGAGCAACAUGUUCCCGUGCGAGGCUUCAAUGCCGCCGAGGCGAAGGGGGCUCUCAGAAGAAAGCCGAAGCCCUUCUUCUAUAAACCUGGUGGAAAGGACACAAAUCGCUCUGGGCCUUGGGGCUCGAAACCGAACACAAUGGCCAACGGCAAGGACUUUUUCCUCGAGCUUCGGAAACAAAUCACCACUUUGCGGCAAGGUGACAAUGUCGCAGGUGGCUGA
This is a messenger RNA of Aspergillus bombycis, 309 nucleotides long. RefSeq lists its product as uncharacterized. NCBI's taxonomy places the organism in Eukaryota, Fungi, Ascomycota, Eurotiomycetes, Eurotiales, Aspergillaceae. The record is from RefSeq and is a predicted model, not a curated record. Bases 1 to 309 code for a protein of 102 amino acids. The transcript has 3 exons.